This is a messenger RNA of Zychaea mexicana, 811 nucleotides long. RefSeq lists its product as uncharacterized. The record is from RefSeq and is a predicted model, not a curated record. The transcript has 2 exons. The coding region runs from base 80 to 724 and encodes 214 amino acids. NCBI's taxonomy places the organism in Eukaryota, Fungi, Mucoromycota, Mucoromycetes, Mucorales, Lichtheimiaceae.
UUUUGACACUCAUAAACACCUACACACACACACACAUAUUUUUUACUUUUUCUCUUUGUCGACGUUUGUCCGGUCGGUCAUGAAGUCCAGUGCCGAAGCGAUAUUGCGGCAAGCUCCCGAAGCAAUAAAUCCACGAGAGUUUAUCCGUGAACUACUCGAUGCAAUCAAACUUGACAAGGACUUUUAUGGUGGAAAAAAGCUAUACUCACAUUAUCUAAAGGGAGUGUUAAAGACUAAAGACCCAUCAAAUCAAUAUCCUGACCUCCAUGACCCAAAUAAGCCAGCAUAUCAGCGAGCACGUCACUUGUCAGAUGAAGAGAUACGAAUUUUUCAAAAGGCUACAUCGAGUCUUGUACGAUAUGCGCCUAAUCCAGACGUGGCCUUGCGCUUUGCAGAGUUUUUCCUAGUACAAGUAGCUCCUCCGCUGCGCAACGAACAGACCGAGCUGAUUAUUUUGGUCAGCAUCAUGUACUGCUACACACACGCAAGACAUAACAAAUGCGAGUAUUUGCGUAAAGGCUUGGAUUGGGUCAGGAUCGGUCUUGAAAGAGGUCUUGCUCUCAGAAGGACAAAAGUUCCCCUGCGCAGCGGUUUCGAAAGGACUUCGCAAAUGUUCGCGAGUACAGCAGAACCUAUACUUAGCUAUCAUCGAUUAACACCUUCAGCCGACGGACGAGAAAUGAUAAAGCAGAAUGAACUCUUUAUUUUGCGUUGUAAUACAUAAAAAGGCACAUGGAUCUGCCAAUUUUUAUAAAUACAGGUCGAAAAUGAUGCUUCGUUUUGAGGAAAGGAAACUACCCAGUCAUGGAGC